Messenger RNA from Zerene cesonia (dogface butterfly), 1863 nucleotides. RefSeq names its product glycerol-3-phosphate phosphatase. The record is from RefSeq and is a predicted model, not a curated record. Gene Ontology annotation, molecular function: phosphatase activity. The coding region runs from base 315 to 1334 and encodes 339 amino acids. Lineage: Eukaryota; Metazoa; Arthropoda; Insecta; Lepidoptera; Pieridae. The transcript is spliced from 5 exons. Gene Ontology annotation, cellular component: cytoplasm.
AAUAUCCAUGUUAUAUUUAAAAAAUAAUUUUAAUGCCGUAUUCAAUACAGAGUAGCAUAAAACCGUGCUAUUAAAUAGCUAUAUAUAUCUUAUGUACACGUGUUAUAUAUGUAACGAUUUUUGUGUAUGUGAAUUUACAAAACCUAUCUACAAAUUUACGUACUCACUACAUUGACUGUAAAUAAAAAUGUUGUGUUUAGCCAGCUCUUUUCUUUAUCAUUGAUCAGUUAAUAGAAUCCUAAAAAUAAAGUUAAUUUUCAAUUGCUUUCGCUUUGUCAGAAAUUGAAUGCAAAUGACCUAGCUAUGAUUUAAAAAUGAUCUGCUGCUUAUUCAAUCGAUUUUUGAAAGUAAAUAACAUUUAUCAUAAUAGUAGGUUUUGUUGUUGGAAUAAGAUUAAAGAAAACGCAGUCCUGCAAAAUAAAAGAAUGUUCAAAUCAGCUGUGUUUAGUCUCGAGGAAGCAUCAAAGGAUAAAAUUCAAGAGUUCCUUAAUUCAUUUGACACAGUUCUAUCUGACUGUGAUGGUGUGUUAUGGAUAAACAAUAAUGCCAUUCCUGGAUCAGCUGAUGUGAUGAAUUAUUUUAGGAAAAUAGGGAAAAGAGUAUUCUAUGUGACGAAUAAUUCCACUAAAGUUAGGGCCGAUUUCGCUAUAAAAGCUCAAGAAUUGGGAUUUAUUGCUGAACCGGAAGAAAUUUUGUCAACAGCCUACCUAGUAGCACAUUAUUUAAAAGGCAUUGGUUUCAAGAAGAAGGUUUAUCUUAUUGGGUCAAAUGGUAUUGGUGAUGAAUUGAAAGCUGUUGGAAUUCGACACAUAGGAAUUGGACCAGAUAAUGUAAAACCAGAUUUCAAGUCAAUGACAACUGCAGAUUUAGAUCCAGAAGUUGGUGCUGUUGUGGUGGGUUUUGAUGAGCAUGUUAGCUAUCCCAAGUUUAUGAAGGCAGCAUCAUAUCUGGCAAAUGAGGAAUGCCUUUUUGUGGCAACAAACACAGAUGAAAGAUUUCCAAAAUCUAGUACAAUUAUUGUACCUGGUACAGGCACAUUGGUAAGAGCAGUAGAAACAUGCUCAGAAAGAAAAGCUCUUGUGCUUGGAAAGCCAAAUGAUUAUGUGCGGAAAUUUCUAGAGUCUUUUGGACUAGACCCUGCAAGAACUUUGAUGAUUGGCGAUAGAUGUAACACUGACAUUGAAUUUGGUGUGAGGUGUGGUUUCCAAACACUGCUUGUGUUAACAGGAGUAACUUCCACAAAGGACUUGGAAAAAAUGAGGAGUGAAAGAAAGGAUCCAUUGCCUGAUGUAGUACUGCCUAAACUAGGUAGCCUAUUGAACUUAGUGUCAUAGUAUAAUUAUUGUUUAAAUAGUAAAAUGCUUUAAGCAUAAUCAUAGGUCAAUUGUACAAACUUUGUGAUAUACAAUAUUUAUAGUUUGUAUCUAUUUAAUGCAAUUAUAUUGCCACAAUCACAGUGUGAUAAAGACCUAAGAUUUGAUUUGUAACUCUAAUGCAACCAUUUUAAUACACCCAGUCUUAUUCUUCUUUUUCUGUACACACAUUAUUUAGCUCUGUUAAAAACUUCUUAAGUUUUUUUUCUGGGGAAUUAAACAACAUAGAAAAUAUUGUCACUGUAAAAAGGACUUGCAUAUUUUUGUCAAGUAAUUACGAUACCAUUGACAAUAAAUAUUAUAUGUAUAGUAAGAGAUUAUGUAAAAGAAAAUAAUAUAGAAAUCAAACAUUAAUGUGUAGAUGUGUUUUUAGAAUCACUUAUAAAGUUAUUUGUAUUUGCUAAAGCUAUGUGUAUCGUAAAUUAUAAAUAAUGAUAUUUGCAAUAAUUUCGAUCUUUCAAUAUAUAUCUGCACUUUUAAAUUUGAAUAA